AGCUGCGUUUCAUAAACAAACAUUUUUACCGGCGUCGGAUUGUAUUUCGUUUGCACGCUUCUCGGGUGUUUCGCGCUUUUUGUAGAAGGGCAGAUUAUAGAAUUUUAGGGGAAAUAGCAACAGGAAAAAACCGAACUACCUUCAAAAUGGCCCAGACCUCGGUAGCGAAUCAAUCGACACUUCUACCCCUGGAACUGGUCGAUAAAUGUAUCGGUUCACGGAUACAUAUCAUCAUGAAAAAUGACAAGGAAAUCGUUGGAACUCUGCUUGGGUUUGAUGACUUCGUCAACAUGCUACUGGAGGACGUGACCGAGUACGAGAACACACCGGAGGGCAGGCGGAUAACCAAACUCGACCAAAUCCUGCUGAACGGAAACAACAUCACGAUGCUUGUGCCCGGUUCCAGUGGCGACCUUCCGGAUGCUUCGUAAGGAAGGAACAAUACCCGACAAUCUGAUUUCCUGCUUCGCUACGGUCUAGGUAUUAGGGUGUGAAUUAAGGUUAAUUAAAGCGACGGAAGAGUAAACGAGCGA
Molecule: messenger RNA, 533 nt
Organism: Anopheles coustani
Lineage: Eukaryota; Metazoa; Arthropoda; Insecta; Diptera; Culicidae
Product: U6 snRNA-associated Sm-like protein LSm5
Exons: 3
Coding region: 147-431 (94 amino acids)
Biological process (GO): mRNA splicing, via spliceosome
Cellular component (GO): U4/U6 x U5 tri-snRNP complex; Lsm1-7-Pat1 complex; U6 snRNP
Molecular function (GO): RNA binding
Source: RefSeq, a predicted model, not a curated record